Podospora bellae-mahoneyi is the source of this 1925-nucleotide messenger RNA. It is a transcript of the gene MET3, whose product is annotated as Sulfate adenylyltransferase. The transcript is spliced from 4 exons. NCBI's taxonomy places the organism in Eukaryota, Fungi, Ascomycota, Sordariomycetes, Sordariales, Podosporaceae. Bases 1 to 1722 code for a protein of 573 amino acids. The record is from RefSeq and is a predicted model, not a curated record. Gene Ontology annotation, molecular function: ATP binding; sulfate adenylyltransferase (ATP) activity; adenylylsulfate kinase activity. Gene Ontology annotation, biological process: sulfur amino acid metabolic process. Gene Ontology annotation, cellular component: cytoplasm.
AUGGCCAACACACCCCACGGCGGCGUCCUCAAGGACCUCAUCGCCCGCGAUGCCCCCAGACACGCCGAGCUCUCGGCCGAGGCCGAGACGCUCCCCGCGCUGCUGCUGAGCGAGAGGCAGUUGUGCGAUUUGGAGUUGAUCUUGACGGGUGGUUUCUCUCCUCUUGAGGGCUUCAUGACCGAGAAAGACUACAAUGGCGUCGUAAAAGACAACCGUCUGGCCGACGGCGCGCUGUUCUCCAUGCCGAUCACUCUUGAUGUUGACCAAGCGACGAUUGACGAGGUCAAGAUUGCGCCCGGGGCGCGGAUCACGCUGCGGGAUUUCAGAGAUGAUAGGAACUUGGCCAUCUUGACGGUGGAGGAUGUUUACAAGCCUAAUAAGGAGCUCGAGGCUAAGGAGGUUUUCGGCGGUGAUGAGGAGCAUCCUGCUAUUCAGUACCUUUACAACACCGCCAAGGAGUUUUAUGUCGGUGGCAAGCUUGAGGCUAUCAACAAGCUGCAGCAUUAUGAUUUUGUCGAGUUGAGAUACACUCCUGCUGAGCUCCGCGCUCACUUCGACAAGCUCGGCUGGGCCAAGGUUGUCGCUUUCCAGACCCGUAACCCGAUGCACCGCGCCCACAGGGAACUCACCGUCCGCGCCGCCCGCUCUCACCACGCCAACGUCCUCAUCCACCCCGUCGUUGGCCUCACCAAGCCCGGCGACAUCGACCACUUCACCCGUGUCCGUGUCUACAAGGCCCUUCUCCCCAGAUACCCCAACGGCAUGGCCGUCCUCGGCCUCCUCCCCCUCGCCAUGCGCAUGGGCGGCCCCCGCGAGGCCAUCUGGCACGCCAUCAUCCGCAAGAACCACGGCGCCACGCACUUCAUCGUCGGCCGUGACCACGCCGGCCCCGGCAAGAACUCCAAGGGGGUCGACUUCUACGGCCCCUACGACGCCCAGUACGCCGUCGAAAAGUACCGCGACGAGCUCGGCAUCGAGGUCGUCCCCUUCCAGAUGAUGACCUACCUCCCCGACAGCGACGAGUACGCCCCCGUCGACCAGAUCCCCAAGGGCGUCCGCACCCUCAACAUCUCCGGCACCGAGCUCCGCUCCAGACUCCGCAGCGGAAGGGAAAUCCCCGAGUGGUUCUCGUACCCCGAGGUCGUCAAGGUCCUCAGGGAGUCGCACCCUCCCCGUUCCCAGCAGGGUUUCACGGUCUUCCUUACCGGCUACCAAAACUCGGGCAAGGACCAGAUUGCCCGCGCGCUGCAGGUGACUCUCAACCAGCAGGGUGGACGGUCUGUCUCCCUUCUCCUCGGCGAAACCGUCCGCUCCGAGCUCUCUUCCGAGCUCGGCUUCAGCAGGGAAGACCGCGACAAGAACAUUGCCCGCAUUGCCUUUGUCGCCUCCGAACUUACCAGGUCAGGCGCGGCCGUCAUUGCUGCCCCCAUCGCCCCCUUCGAGCAGGCUCGCAAGCACGCCCGGGAGCUGGUGGAGAAGUAUGGUGACUUCUACCUCGUGCACGUCGCCACUCCGCUCGAGUACUGCGAGAAGACGGACAAGAGGGGGAUCUACGCCAAGGCGAGGGCGGGCGAGAUCAAGGGUUUCACUGGCGUGGAUGACCCCUAUGAGGCGCCCGAGAAGGCGGACUUGGUGGUUGAUUUGCAGAAGCAGAGCGUUAGGGGGAUUGUGCACCAGAUUAUUUUGCAACUGGAGGGCGCUGGGUUGUUGGAUAGGUUUUAAAAAUGGGUCGAGUAACGGGGGAAGAGCGAAAUGUGUCAUGAAUAGAUGGUUUGUUUUUUUAUUUUUUUUUUUAUUUUUUUUUUUUACAUUUUUUUUUUUCAGGUUUCUGUGUUUUUGAAAGGGUUGAGGGAAGGUAAAAGGGUUAUGUAGGGAAUAUAGGGACAAAUGAUGAACAAUACCACAACACAACUGGUUGAGAGUCU